Messenger RNA from Rotaria sp. Silwood2, 357 nucleotides. The record is from the annotation of a GenBank genome assembly. NCBI's taxonomy places the organism in Eukaryota, Metazoa, Rotifera, Eurotatoria, Philodinida, Philodinidae.
AUGAUGACAAUUUUAACACUCAUUUUGUUGAUAUUACUAUCAUCUUUCCAUAGUAAAAAUCUUUUUUUCUCAGUUACUUAUGCUGCUUCAUCAUGUUAUGCAUGUAAUCCUUGUGGAACAACAUGGAAUCCAGCAGUAGCUACAAUAGUCCGAACAACAAGUCCUAAUGAUUAUUGUCGUAAAACCAUAACUGGAAGUCUUGUCGUUAAAGAUUCUACAUCAAUAUGUAAUUCAGUAAAUGUUCUUAAUAAUGGUGUUUAUUGUUGUCAAAUAGAUUAUUGUAAUACAGCAAAUAAAUAUUCAUUAAAAAUGAUUAAUCUUGGAUUUUUAAUAAUUUUUAUAAGGACAAUUUAUUAA